UGUCUGUUGUCAGUUGAAUUUUGAUUUUUCUAGCUCAAGCAGUGUUUGGUCGUAUAAGGUUUUAUUUAAUUAAAUUUAAGAGAAAUGUCUAACGAGAGUACUUUAGAUUUAGAAUACGUUACCGAAAGUUUUCAAAAAAGCCUGAAAGAAAAUGACGAUGUGAUAAUAGACGCCUAUAUAGACGGUUACAAUGAGCUUGUAAAGUUCUUAAAUCUUAUCGGAACAGUGUUCUCAUUCGUGAGUAGCGAUGUGAAGAGUAAAAUCAAAAUAAUGGAGAAACACAGGGCGGGGGAAGAUGCACUUUAUUACGAAUCGUUCAAGAAAAUGAUGAAGUACGAAAAGGAAACCAGCUUGCACGACAAGAAUGGAUUUGUGUCAGGCUCAAGGACGAUGCUGAGAUUGCACCGAGGCUUAGAUUUCAUACGGCUGUUCCUCAAGAGAUUGAGUGAGUCAGAGGAAGGUGUGAACACUUGCACGACAUGUCAGGGUUCUUACAAUGAGACCCUCGCAGAGUUCCAUCCCUGGUACAUCAGGAAAGCUGCCACUCUGGCCAUGCAUGCUCUACCUUCCAGACCAGACCUACUUCAUAAGAUUUUUGGCAACGAAGAAAAACUAACAGAAGCACUCACAAUUCUGCCACAGACGCUAAAAUCAUGUGACGAAGUCUACCAACGUGUGGAAAAUCUAUAUACAGACUUCGAUUUCCAUGGUUUGCCAUAGAAUAAGUAGUAAUUAUUUAUAAUAAUAUCAUUAUUGCCAAAUGAAAGAAAAAAUUGAUGGUUUUAGGGCCGGCGCAAACGCGCGGAGUCAAGUCUUUUUGAUAACUAUCUAAACUCAGCUUUAUUACUUUUGACCAUACCAUUGAAAUUGGUAUAACGAAAACAUGGAGGGCGCGUAUGACUUUGCUGUCGUUAAGGCAAAGUAAAUAAAGCUUAGUUUAAGUUGUCAAGAAAGACGCAGCUCGGCUCUGCCUAUGUGACUUACGCCUUAGGGUCUUAUCACAUCCGUUCGAUCGAUUUCGUCGAUCGACGUGGAUAGGUUGAUAUGGUAGCUUUGACAUGAUCGAUGAAUACCGUUCGAUAUAACAACCGACCCAUCAUCAGUCGAUCGAAACCCGAGCCAUUCUAUCAUGGAUUGUUGAUGAAUCGAUAAAAUAUAUAGAACAAUCGAGCAGAUCAUUUUGAUGUAAUCACCAUGAGAUUGCACCAAAACCAUUAAAUAUGUGAAUGUUUGACGCAUCGUCGUAUGUGACGAAUUUCAUAACCUGUUCUGUUUUAAAAAUUUACAUGAAAACAUGUUUUCAACAGAAUUUUCAGUGUGUUUUUAUGUAAAUGUUUGGUCAGUGCCAACUCAAGGUAAGAACUGGCGACCGAUAUCGUCUGAUCUCAAUCUGUUGUAGAUUGAUGGCGUCGAUCGGGUGGGUGUGGUAACACUUGUGGUGACCAAUCAACAUUGAGCUAUACUGCCCUGUGCUGUGCUCAGCUAAGCUCUUUCUAGUGCAACGUUUUUUCUACAAACAUUGAACUGCGUGACGUACUGUGCGACUGCAACAGCACGACAUGCAUGCGCACAAGUGCAAGCGAGAUAGACGGAAGACGGACCUAGCACAUAUCGUGUGAUCCUUGCUACGACGUUUUAAACACAUCACUACUGUGUACAUAGCGCUGCGCAGCAGGGGUUGUUUGUGUAUUUGUUUAUUCAUUAUAAUCUAAGAAGAGCGAUAGAGCACAUCGCAGCAUAGCUCAUUGUUGGUCAGGCACCCUUAAUGUAUCAUUAUGCUUCAAAUUGCUCAUUUAAAGUAAGACUAGUGAAUUUUAUCGGAAGAGGGUUUAAAAAGAAAAAAAAAAAAGAAAAAAAAAAUUUUCACCAGUGUAAACGGAUCAUUUCGUUUUGAUAGCUUAUUGAAUCCGUUUUACCAGUGCUUUAGUUCACAUCUCUCGUUACCUUCCUUCCUUUCUUCGCACUUGUAUAGUGCAUACAUUUUGGGAACUCGCUCGCCAUUUAACGGCUCUGUGUGUCACAACUGUCAAGUCAGUUAGUGAGUUCUCAAAAUGUAUGUUUUUUAACUAUCAAAAUAGGAAAUGUUUAGCAAGUCUGCUUUUGACACAGCGAAAAAACCACUAAAAUUUACA
Molecule: messenger RNA, 2132 nt
Organism: Maniola jurtina (meadow brown)
Lineage: Eukaryota; Metazoa; Arthropoda; Insecta; Lepidoptera; Nymphalidae
Product: ceramide-1-phosphate transfer protein
Exons: 4
Coding region: 85-720 (211 amino acids)
Biological process (GO): intermembrane lipid transfer; ceramide transport
Cellular component (GO): cytoplasm; cytosol; membrane
Molecular function (GO): ceramide 1-phosphate binding; ceramide 1-phosphate transfer activity
Source: RefSeq, a predicted model, not a curated record